Messenger RNA from Hippopotamus amphibius kiboko, 4338 nucleotides. It is a transcript of the gene ZNF696, whose product is annotated as zinc finger protein 696. The transcript is spliced from 5 exons. Lineage: Eukaryota; Metazoa; Chordata; Mammalia; Artiodactyla; Hippopotamidae. The record is from RefSeq and is a predicted model, not a curated record. Bases 1 to 1788 code for a protein of 595 amino acids. Gene Ontology annotation, biological process: negative regulation of transcription by RNA polymerase II; regulation of immune system process; regulation of cytokine production.
AUGGCCCAGCCCACCUCCACGGGAGCCCCCGGGGAGCCCCCAGGCCUGGCCAACACCCUGCCCGCAGCCUGGGAGAGACCCCAGCGCAGGACCGGCCUGCCUGUGCCCGGACUCGCGCAGCCCAAGGAAACCGCGACAUCACAGCCGCGCGUUGCUUCCGCCCUUAAGCGCGUGGUCCCUGAACACCAGCGGGGGGCAAGGCGCAGACGGCGGGGCGCGCGGGCCGGGGGCUCUGCGCCUCCUCCCUGGGGAGGGCCUCGCAGGGGUCCCCGCGGUUCCACCUGCCUCUUCCCCGGGGCGCUCCCCUUCCUCCACCAGCGCCGACGUCGUCCGGCCGUGCCGUCAGCAGGGGCUCCAAACCCGCUACCUCCGACCUCAGGCCUGGACCUGGCGGCGCCCCGCGGCCCAGCGCGGAGGGCCCGCGCGCGACGGGGGAGCGCCCGGGAGGCCUCCCAAAGGUCUGCGGAGCGAAGCCCCGCAGGGGCGGAACGGGUGCAUAGCGUCAACGGAAGUGCCGCACCUCCGAGGAAGAGGAGGCGGCGCUUCCGGCGGGCGGCGGGGGCUCCGGGUGAGUGGCGGCGCGGCGGCGCGGCGGCGCUGGACGCGGGAAGCAGCAAGCAGAACCCGGCCCUGGCUCUCCGGAACACCACGGAGAGGGCUACACUGAUGGACACAUGCACAGCAUUCCCAGCACGGGCAUCAAGUGGCGGCCGGGCUUCCAGCUAUGCUGCCUCAGCAGCUGAGCAAGGGGCUCAGAGUGCAGGGCUGAUGCCACUGCAGGCAGCCCUGGAUGAAGGGGGUUGCCAUGGAGAGGCUGUGCCAGGACUGUUCCAGGGGCCUCCCCAGGCACGGCAGUUUCCAGACCCUUGUGGGAAUGAGAAAGCUGGACAGAGGCCCAGAGGUUCCCCUCGGGGACUGGUUAUUUAUGAGGAAACUGGAGAGCAGAAUGGCCAUACGAACAAUGUGUCUGGGUCAGUGGUCACCCUGAAUGCAGCCUCUGCGACCAGUGGGAGAGGCCACUGGAAAGGACGGCUUUAUCCAUGCAGCACCUGUGACAGGAGCUUCAAAUGCUAUUCGGACGUGGUGAAACACCAGAGCAUCCACUCUGGGGAGAAGCCCUAUGAGUGCAGUGACUGUGGGAAAGCCUUCAUUCACAGCUCCCAUGUCGUCAGGCACCAGCGCAUUCACAAUGGGGAGAAGCCUUACGUGUGUAAGGAGUGUGGGAAAGCCUUCAGCCAGAGCUUCAACCUCAUUAGACACCAGAGAAUCCACACAGGGGAGAAGCCUUACGAGUGCACCGAGUGUGGCAAGUCCUUCAGUCAGAGGUCAGAUGCUGUCAAGCACCAGAGAAUUCACACUGGGGAGCGGCUGUACGAGUGUAGCGAGUGUGGGAAAACCUUCAUUCACAGCUCAAACGUCGUCCGGCAUCAGCGCAUUCACCACGGAGAGAAUCCCUAUGAGUGCAGAGAAUGUGGGAAAGCGUUCAGCCAGAGCUCCAACCUGGUUCAGCACCAGCGGGUCCACACUGGAGAAAAGCCCUACACCUGCCAGGAGUGUGGCCGUGCCUUCAGCCGCAGCUCCUUCCUCAGCGAGCACCGGCGCAUCCACACUGGAGAGAAGCCCUAUGAGUGCGGUGACUGUGGCCGUGCCUUCAGGGCCCUGUCUGGCUUCUUCCGGCACCAGAGGAUCCACACUGGGGAGAAGCCUUUCCGCUGUGCCCAGUGCGGCAGGGCCUUCCGCCUGAGCUUUCACCUCAUCCAGCACCAGCGGGUUCACGGCAUGGAGUGAACGUGCUGUGGGCUGCAUGUGGAGUGGAAAUCAGUAAAUAAGGUUAGAGGGUGGAUACAGCACCCUUCACUCUUUGCCUGCGCCCCAGGCUUGUGCACUUUGCUCCACAGGCCUCGGGAUGAUAAAGCUGUCUUGGUGGUCUACAGGGCUGCCCAUGGAGGCCUGCAGUUUGUCUACUGCCGCCUUGCCAGGAGCACCAGAGAGCAAAGAGGAGGCUUGGAGAAGGAGCCAUGAUGGUGACGUGUGCAUCUUAAGUUAAUUUAUUUCAUUUUCACAGCACUGGGUUCUUUUCCUGACAAUUUACAUAGGGUGGAAUGCAUAGACCUUAAGUGUUUGGUUUUAAGGGUUUCAGUAAGUAUAACCUGUCUUGACCUUUAUGACCACCACACUAUCAAGAUGUAGACUAUUUCCAUCACCCCAAAGAGUUUCCUUAUGCCCCUUCAAGUCAGCCCUCUCAUCCUCAGGCAACCAAUGAUCUCGUUUCUGUCACUAGUUUUGCUUGUUCUAGAAUGUUGUAUCAAUAGUGAUAUAAUUUAUACUAUUUUCUGCCUUUUUCCCUUUGCUUAAUGUUUUCUGAGAUUUAUCCAUGUAUCAGUAGUUUUCUUUUUUAAGUUUCCUAGCAUUUUUGAAAAGUCAAGAAUCACUUUCUACCCUGUAUCAAUGCUGUAUGCUUAUGUCUGUGUCUUUCUAUCGAAGUAUCAGCCCCUGUAGCGAGAAUUAUUUUAGCACAGCCCCAGAUACAGGAUGUGCACUCCACAAAAAAAUACACAGGGGAGUUUAUGAAAGAUAGGCCUAGAGGAGAGACCAUAGGCUUGGCCGGAAGGAGGAGGUAUUGAGUCACUUGUUUUCAUGCCAUUUCAGAGUGUACAGAACUCUUCUCAGGCUCAGGAAGGUAGUAUGAGAUAAAGCAAGUUUAAGACACUUGUACUUUCAACAAGUGUUUCCUAAGCACUAGCUUUCCAGGCUCUGUGCCACUGUUGUAGGGAAACAAAGUCACUAUGAUGGCUGCACUCAGUACCAGGAGUAAAUACAGGGGGCCAGUGACACCGGAGGGCAGCAAACAGGCCUAGGACAAGGGAGACACUGGGACAGGCACCCCAGGGAGGGGGUCCUGAGCACGUGGAUUAAAUGUUGUGUACAAAGCAAAGGUCAGGGCACACAAGGGGAUGUGAAGAGGAUAAGAAAUGUGCUUACCCACAGGACCUUGCAAUUCGUAGUUGGGAGAUCAGGCAAAAAGUAUAUGUAGACCGUGGUCUAGGUGAGCUUACUAAUAUUUCACAUCACAAGAUAGUAGUUAUAGACACCUGUAAAUGUUACUUGCCAGAUAGGAAAGGAGAGGUGUCUUUGCUGGGGAUGAUACUCUGUGUGUAUCAUAAAACUCUGCCGUAACAAACUGAGGUGGUAUUAUUGAAAGUCUGUUGUAAUGACUAAGACAAAUCUGAGCAGUCACCUGGCCACAAGUCCUGGGGGGUCCAGCUGUGGACCCAGAUCUGUCCUGGUCAAGCUGUGGUUUGGUGCCACUUCGUGGGAACUGUCUGCUCUAGCUUAACUAUUGACUGUGAAUUAUUUGGGUCCUGUAGCUGGCUGGGACUUCCAAAAUACUAGCUAAGUUCUAGGGCUCUUGUUGGCACCUAUUUCUUCUAUGGUGUGAGCUUAGGCUACUGGGUUGUGCAGCCUGUGGGGGUAGACUUGCCCGCAGAGUGCAUUCAGUGGCACCACAGCUACUGGGCCAAGGUGAGGUGGUAAGCUGACCAUGCUGAGCCAAGACUGGGGUUUGUGGUGCCUCCCAGGUAGCUCUUUGCAGGAGAACUUCCCCUACUUAGAUCCUGUAGUGUCCCUGAUCAUAAGAUUAAAGCAGUGAGCUGAGAGAAAUCACCAAGUACACAGGAAGGUGAGUCUCACUGACUGGAGGUCAACAAAAUCAGCAAAGAACAGAUAUAAACCACAAAGAAGUGCAGAUACUGAAAUUGUCAGAUAAUGCAGGCAAGAGAAUAGUUAUGUAUGAAGUUUUAAAGAAAUAAGACAACCUUCGUGCUAAAAUCUGGAACAAGACAAGGAUGCCCACUGUCACCAUUUCUAAUUGAACAUAGUACUUGAAGUCCUAGUCACAGCACUCAGAUAUGAAAGAGAAAUAAAAGGUAUCCAAAAACCAGGGAAGAGAUAAAGUUGUCAUUAUAUGCAGAUGACAUGAUACUAUAUAUAGAAAGCCCUAAAGAGUCCAAACAAAAACUACUAGAACUGAUAAAUUCUGCAGGGUAGCAGGAUACAAUAUUAACAUACAGAAACCUGUUGCCUUUCUUUACAUUAACAAUGAAAUUUCAGAAAGGGAGAGUAAAAAAACAAUCCCAGGACUUCCCUGGUGGUCCAUUGGUUACGAAUCCACCUUCUAAUGCAGGGGACUCAGGUUCGAUCCGCAGUCAGGGAACUAAGAUCCCACAGGCCGUGGGGCAACUAAGCCUACACGCUGCAACUAUAGAGACCAUGCCCCACAACUAGAGAGAUCACGUGCAGCAACUACUGAGCCUGCACACUCUGGAGCCCGCACACCAC